CAAAGCCCUAAUUUGCCCAGUCUACUGAAAUCAAAACUCCAGCAUUUGGAAUCCCGGUCUUUCAGUAUCGCGUUUUUGACGUUACAAUCAGAACCGGCGUCGGAGAUCGCCGGAAGCCAGAGUUGCGGACUCUCUCAGACGCAGAAUCGAUGAGCGUUGGCAACUUGAAGAAGGUGCUGGCUGAAGCAGCCAUUAAAGGAGUGACGGAGGCAAGGGCGAGGAUAUUUGGUCAUGUUCUUAACCCUACGGGGCAGAGAUCUCCGCACAAGAUUUUACGCAAGAAGCUUAUCGGCGAGAAAGUUGCGCAGUGGUACCCGUAUGAUAUCAACGAGGAUGACCCCCUUGUCAUGGCCCGACAAGAACAAGAGCGCUUAUCCAAGCUUGAGAUGUUGAAGCGUCGUGGAAAGGGACCUCCCAAGAAGGGCCAAGGGAAGCGUGCAUCCAAACGGAAGUAGAUCAUCCGUGGCAAUAGCAUUGAAACAUAAGUGAGUUGAAUUUUGGUAGAACACAAUGGUUACCAGUUGCUUGACAUAACAUUUGUUGAACUUCAUUGCCUUCCCUUUUAGCUAAUUAUUCAACGCCUGGUGAACUUUAAAAAUCAGAUGGAAAUGUGGGCUCAACUGGGCCAAAGUCUAGAAUUAAGUAAAUUUACUGGAUGAAUUUGUUUUAUUAUUCUUAUUAUUUGCUAGGUAA
Messenger RNA from Diospyros lotus (date-plum), 693 nucleotides. RefSeq lists its product as uncharacterized. Lineage: Eukaryota; Viridiplantae; Streptophyta; Magnoliopsida; Ericales; Ebenaceae. The record is from RefSeq and is a predicted model, not a curated record. The transcript has a single exon. The coding region runs from base 150 to 455 and encodes 101 amino acids. Gene Ontology annotation, cellular component: mitochondrion.